AUGGGAGACUCCUCCAAAUAUACUGUCGGGUGGAUCUGCGCCAUCACUACGGAGUAUGUUGCUGCGAAAGCCUUUCUCGACAGAGAACAUGAAAUCCUAGAGUAUGGAUCCGCCAACGAUAACAACAUUUACACGCUGGGUGAGAUGGGGAAACAUAAUGUGGUGAUCGCUCAGCUGCCGGAGGGGGAGUACGGGAUAGCGGCUGCAGCCGGUGUCGCGCGAGAUAUGGUGCGAAGCUUUUCCAACAUCAGGAUCGGCCUGAUGGUUGGCAUCGGAGGUGGUGCCCCAAGUGAAAAGCACGAUAUCCGGCUCGGCGACGUCGUGAUCAGUGCACCUCACAACGGAAAGGGUGGUUUAUUUCAGUACGACUUUGGGAAAGCAAUACAGGAUCAAGAAUUUCGGACCACAGGGUUCUUGAACCAACCCCCCGGUCUGCUUAGAGCCGCAAUGGGUGACAUUAAAGCUAAGUAUGAGAUGGAAGGACAUCAGCUUGAGGAAAUGAUUAAGAGCGCGCUUGAAAAGCGGCCGAAGUUACGAAAGAAAUACAAGCGACCAGAUCUAAGUAGCGAUCGAUUAUAUCAGGCACAUAUUGUCCAUCCCGGUAAUGAUGAAAGAAGUUGUGAAGUGGUGUGUGGAAAUGACGAAUCGAAGUUGGUUGUCAGACGUGACCGAAGCGAUGAAGACGAUAAUCCGGCUAUUCAUUAUGGCUUGAUUGCGUCGGCAAACCAGGUGAUGAAGAAUGCUUUGAUUCGUGAUCGACUUGCAGCAGAGAAAGAUGUUCUAUGUUUUGAGAUGGAAGCAGCAGGCUUGAUGAACCAUUUCCCAUGUCUGGUCAUACGGGGCAUCUGUGACUACUCCGACUCUCACAAGAACAAAGAGUGGCAAGGGUAUGCUGCAAUGGCUGCAGCUGCUUAUGCAAAGGACCUCCUCUCUCGCAUUCCGCCAAAUAAGGUUGAAGCUGAAAAGAGGAUCAGUGAUGUACUUUCUUCAGUGGAGAAGAACAUCAUAAAUGAAGUCCAUAAAACAGCUCAAAAGACAAUCACUACAAUCGAGAUCUCAGAUACCGACCGACGACGCGAAAAAGUAAUGACAAAAUUACCAUAUGCUGAAGGUGCUACCUUUGACUCUUCUGAUGAGGGUCUAAAUCCAAGGUGCCAUCCAGAAACCAGAAUUGACUUACGCCGUCAAAUCAGAGAAUGGGCGGGAAACAUGCAAGGAAAGCCGAUGUUCUGGCUGAAGGGAAUGGCUGGAACAGGGAAGUCUACAAUUUCUCGAACAGUAGCUGAGUCCUUAUACAAGGAAGGGAAAUUAGGAGCCAGCUUCUUCUUCAAGCGAGGGGAGGCUGACCGAGGUAGUAUGAGAAUGCUUUUUACCACAAUUUGUGCCCAACUCCUGCAAAGGAAUCCGUCACUGAUCACUCACAUCGAAAUGGCAAUCGAUGCUGAUCCUAACGUUUCUGACAAAUCGAUGGGAGAGCAGUUUGAGAAGCUUAUCUGUCAGCCUCUGUUACAGAUUCAGCAUCAACUCCCCGAAGCCUCUCAACUCAUUAUAGUGAUUGAUGCCUUAGACGAAUGUGCGCAGGACACAGACAGUCUGCUUCGCCUUUUGUCGCAAACCAAAGACAAAUGGGCAUCAAGCUUGCGGAUAUUCAUUACUAGUAGACCAGAGCAGCAAAUCCGGUCUGGAUUUAAGGAUAUGCCGGAAGAAGUGCUCGAUGAUGUGGAGCUUCAUGAGAUACCGCAACCUAUCAUCAGGCAAGAUAUUACCACUUUCUUCAAAUAUAGGUUUUCGCAAAUCCAGGAGAAAUACGCAAAAGACAACUGGGAAGUUCCGCCUGACUGGCCUGGCUCGGAGGUUUUAUCGGCCUUGGUUGAAAUGGCUGUUCCGCUGUUUAUUUUUGCUGCUACCAUUUGCCGGUUUGUGGAAGAUUCCGUGUGGUCAGACCCGCCAGGCCAGCUGAAAAAAGUUCUUGAGUAUCGAAAAAUGGCUAAUGUCUCAGAGAUUGAUAAGCUAGAUGCUACUUACUCUCCAAUUCUGAAUCAGCUGAUCCGUAGACAGUCGGAAAAGGCACAGAGAUCACUGGUGGAAAGGUUCCGCAGCAUUGUAGGCACAAUCAUUCACCUCGCUGAGCCUCUCUCACGAUCAUCCCUAGCGUCUCUGCUUAAUAUUGAUAACCAUAUUAUUAAGAGGCAGCUUUCGUCUCUCCAUUCUGUUUUGAGUGUGCCAUCCUCUGUGGACUCUCCGAUCAGGAUGUUGCACGUCUCCUUCCGUGAUUUCCUCGUAGAUCCAGAAAAACGUCAGACAAACUCAUUCUGGGUAGAUGAGACGGAAACUCACAAGAUGGUCAUGGCUAAAUGCCUUGAACGACUGUCCCAACCGGGGAUUCUUCACGAAAAUAUAUGCAGCCUGCCGGACCAUGGGACACUACGAGCUGGGAUCGAUGGCAGAAUCUUAGCCGGCCACUUACCACCAGAUGUACAAUAUGCUUGCCGCUUCUGGGUAUACCAUUUGAAAGAAAGUCAGAUGGGUCUUCGUGACAAUGAUCCUGUCCAUAUGUUUCUACAGGACCACUUUUUGCAUUGGCUGGAAUCAUUAGCCCUUUUGGGAAGGAUUGCAGAGAGUAUUAACCUGGUCCAGACAUUACAGACUGUUGUAAAUAGUAACAGGACAGAGAUAUACAGAUUCCUCAGCGAUGCUAUGCGGUUCAUCCAAAAGAAUAUCUCGAUAAUGAACCGGGCGCCUCUUCAGCUCUACACAUCUGCACUUUUCUUUGCACCGAAGACAAGUAUAAUUAGAAAUGCAUUUAUCGAUAGAAUCCCUUGUUGGAUUCGAAAAUUACCAGAAGUGGAAUCAGCCUGGAGUUCGGUGCUGCAGACCCUCGAAGGCCAUUCUGGUUGGGUUUAUACAGUGGUUUUCUCUCCAGAUGGCAAGCUACUGGCUUCAGGCUCCCAUGACAAGACAGUCAAGCUCUGGGAUCCAGCUACUGGCACUUUAAAACAGACCCUCGACGGCCAUUCUGAUUGGAUUCUUACGGUGGCGUUCUCUCCUAAUGGCAAGCUUGUGGCCUCAGGCUCCCGUGACGAGACAGUCAAUCUCUGGGACCCAGCUACUGGCACUCUAAAGCAGACCCUCAACGGCCAUUCUGGUUGGGUUCUUACGGUGGCGUUCUCUCCAGAUGGCAAGCUACUGGCUUCAGGCUCUAGUGACGAGACAGUCAAGCUCUGGGAUAUAGCUACUGGUACUCUAAAACAGACCCUUGACGGACAUUCUGGCUGGGUUAAUACAGUGGCAUUCUCUCCCAAUAAUAAGCUACUGGCCUCAGGCUCCCAUGACAAGACAGUUAAUCUCUGGGAUCUAGAUACUAGCGCCCUAAAGCAGACCCUCGACGGCCAUUCUGAUUGGGUUUAUACAGUGGCGUUCUCUCCCAAUGGCAAGCUACUGGCCUCAGGCUCUAGUGACGAGACAGUGAAACUCUGGGAUCUAGCUACUGGCACUCUAAAACAGACCCUUGACGGACACUCCGGUUCGGUUUAUACAGUGGCGUUCUCUUCUAAUAGCAAGCUACUGGCCUCAGGCUCCCAUGACAAGACAGUCAAGCUCUGGGAUCUAGCUACUGGCACUUUAAAACAGACUCUCGACGGCCAUUCUGGUUCAGUUAAUGCAGUGGUGUUCUCUCCUAAUGGCAAGCUACUGGCCUCAGGCUCCCAUGACAAGACACUCAAGCUCUGGGAUCCGGCCGCUAGCACUUUGCAGGAGAUCCCCGACGGCCACUCAGAUCGGGUUAAUACAGUGGUGUUCUCUCCUAAUGGUAAGCUAAUGGCCUCAGGUUCAUAUGAUAAGACAGUCAAGAUCUGGGAUCUAGCUACUAGCACUCUAAAGCAGACCCUCAAAGGCCAUUCUAGUUGGGUUCUUACGGUGGCGUUCUCUCCUAAUGGUAAUCUAGUGGCCUCAGGCUCCCAUGACAAGACAGUCAAGCUCUGGGAUCCAGCUACUGGCACUCUAAAGCAGACCCUCGACGGCCAUUCUGGUUGGGUUCUUACGGUGGUUUUCUCUCCAGAUGGCAAGCUACUGGCUUCAGGCUCCCAUGACAAGACAGUCAAGCUCUGGGAUCCAUCUACUGGCACUUUAAAACAGACCCUCGACGGCCAUUCUGAUUGGGUUCUUACGGUGGCGUUCUCUCCUAAUGGCAAGCUACUGACCUCAGGCUCCCAUGACCAGACAGUUAAGCUCUGGGACCCAGCUACUGGCACUCUAAAGCAGACCCUUGACGGCCAUUCUGGUUGGGUUCUUACGGUGGUGUUCUCUCCCAAUGGCAAGCUACUGGCCUCAGGCUCUGACGAUGAGACAGUCAAACUCUGGGAUCUAGCUACUGGCACUCUAAUGCAAACCCUUAACGGCCAUUCUGAUUCGGUUUUUACACUGGCGUUCUCUCCUAAUGGCAAGCUAGUGGCCUCAGGCUCCCGUGACGAGACAGUCAAGCUCUGGGAUCUAGUUACUGGUACUCUAAAACAGACCCUUGAUGGACAUUCUGGCUGGGUUAAUACAGUGGCGUUCUCUCCUAAUGGCAAGCUAGUGGCCUCAGGCUCCCGUGACGAGACAGUCAAACUCUGGGAUCUAGCUACUGGUACUCUAAAACAGACCCUUGACGGACAUCCUGGCUGGGUUAAUACCGUGGCGUUCUCGCGUGAUGGUAAGCUAGUGGCCUCAGGCUCCCGUGACAAGACAGUCAAUCUCUGGGAUCCAGCUACUAGCACUCUAAAACAGGCCCUCGACGGCCACUCAGAUCGGGUUAAUACCAUGGUGUUCUCUCCUAAUGGCAAGCUUGUGGCCUCAGGCUCCCGUGACGAGACAGUCAAUCUCUGGGACCCAGCUACUGGCACUCUAAAGCAGACCCUCAACGGCCAUUCUGGUUGGGUUCUUACGGUGGCGUUCUCUCCAGAUGGCAAGCUACUGGCUUCAGGCUCUGACGAUGGGACAGUUAAUCUCUGGGAUCCAGCUACUGGUACUCUAAAGCAGACCCUUGACGGACAUUCUGGCUGGGUUAAUACAGUGGCAUUCUCUCCCAAUAAUAAGCUACUGGCCUCAGGCUCCCAUGACAAUACAGUUAAUCUCUGGGAUCUAGAUACUAGCGCCCUAAAGCAGACCCUCGACGGCCAUUCUGAUUCGGUUCUUACGGUGGCGUUCUCUCCCAAUGGCAAGCUACUGGCCUCAGGCUCUAGUGACGAGACAGUGAAACUCUGGGAUCUAGCUACUGGCACUCUAAUGCAAACCCUUGACGGCCAUUCUGAUUCGGUUAACACAGUGGUGUUCUCUCCCAAUGGCAAGCUACUGGCCUCAGGCUCUGACGACGAGACAGUCAAGCUCUGGGAACUAGCUACUGGCACUCUAAUGCAAACCCUUGACGGCCAUUCUGAUUCGGUUAACACAGUGGCGUUUUCUCCCGAUGGCAAAUUCUUGAAUACUAAUCAAGGGCGUUACAACGUUGAAUCUCUUCGUACUCGCAGUAUCUCUCCAAUAACACGUGACGCACUUCCCAACCAUGUACUAGUGAAGAAUGAAUGGCUGACUCGCAAUGAUUCUAAUGCCAUUUGGUUGCCUGUUGAGUAUCGAGCAACUUCUUCCGCCGUGUAUGACAGCAUGCUUGUUAUGGGACAUGCUUCAGGUCGAGUUACUUUUUUUGAGUUGAUUUAA
Talaromyces marneffei is the source of this 5691-nucleotide messenger RNA. RefSeq lists its product as uncharacterized. Gene Ontology annotation, molecular function: catalytic activity; protein binding. The record is from RefSeq and is a predicted model, not a curated record. Gene Ontology annotation, biological process: negative regulation of transcription by RNA polymerase II; nucleoside metabolic process. Gene Ontology annotation, cellular component: transcription repressor complex; nucleus. Bases 1 to 5691 code for a protein of 1896 amino acids. The transcript is spliced from 3 exons. Lineage: Eukaryota; Fungi; Ascomycota; Eurotiomycetes; Eurotiales; Trichocomaceae.